Rodentolepis nana is the source of this 957-nucleotide messenger RNA. The record is from the annotation of a GenBank genome assembly. NCBI's taxonomy places the organism in Eukaryota, Metazoa, Platyhelminthes, Cestoda, Cyclophyllidea, Hymenolepididae.
AUGCAAAGAAAUUUUUCUUCAAUAUGGCUCCCCAGCCAAGCAGACCCUAGAACCGCUAAUUAUCCUCUAAUGAAUAGCUUUUGGCCCACUGCCCUAAUAUCUCUCUUUUACGUUGUUGGGGUUUAUACUUGGGUUAAAAUCGCCGCUCCAAAGAAAAAGAAGACAGGAGCAUCAAACGGGCAUACAAACAACGGGAAUGUAUCCAACGGAAUUGCGCUAAAACCAGCCCCCCCUAAAUUUGAUCUCCUCAAGUGUCUGAUGGUGAUAUAUAACUUCUCAAUGGUUAUGUAUUCUUUAUACAUGACUGUUGAAAUAACUCAUCUUUUAUAUAUUUCUGAUUAUGGCUUGGGUUGUGUGCCAUUCGAUCCAACUGAUAACGAAUUACAACGACGUUUCGUCUUUAUGGGAUACAUGUUUUACUUCUCCAAAUUUUUGGAACUCCUCGAUACUCUCUUUUUCCUUCUCCGAGGCAAAUUUGACCAAGUCACUUUCCUCCACGUGUUUCAUCAUGGCGCUAUGCCUCCUUCAAUUUGGUGGGGAAUAAAGUACUCUCCUGGUGGAUUAGUGUUCAUAUUUCCGUUGGCAAACAGCGCUGUGCAUGUGAUAAUGUAUUUCUACUACGGUAUGUCCGCUCUGGGUCUCUAUCGUUACUUGUGGUGGAAGAAGUACCUCACUGCCCUCCAGAUGGUCCAGUUCUGCAUCUUCAUUGUGCAUCAAGGUCAAGUGCUAACCCCUAUCAAUUGGGAUUGCGAUUUCCCAAAGGUCUUUCCUUUAGCUAUUGUCGUCUACGCAAUUAUCUUCCUAUUUCUCUUUGGCAAUUUCUACGUUCAGGCAUACUGGCACAGAAUGCGAUUGGCUAGGGUCAUUGUUGAACAGCAAGCUGCCGCCUCGUUGCACAAGGAUUCAGCCGACGCCAAAACGAAUUGCAAGGACCAUAAACAUAAGAAAGCAGAGUAA